This is a messenger RNA of Podospora anserina S mat+, 1089 nucleotides long. RefSeq lists its product as uncharacterized. Gene Ontology annotation, molecular function: oxidoreductase activity. The transcript has 5 exons. The record is from RefSeq and is a predicted model, not a curated record. The coding region runs from base 1 to 1089 and encodes 362 amino acids. Lineage: Eukaryota; Fungi; Ascomycota; Sordariomycetes; Sordariales; Podosporaceae.
AUGAAGCUCCUCACAGGCUACCUUCUCCUCCAAACUGCCGGCCUAGCCACGGCUCUGCCCCCCAAGCUCGAGGACUUCAAGCAAAAAGCAAUCGACUCCGGCGUCGCCCUCAAAGCCCUCAAUGGCAUCGCCCUCGCCAAAGCCCUCACCAAAUUCAGCGGCACAUGCACGCCCUCCAAAGUGAAAUACCGCCGCGAAUGGCGCACCAUCUCCAAGCCCGACCGCAGAAAAUUCAUCGCCGCGGUCAAGUGCAUCAUGGCCAAACCCAGCACGCUCCCUCCGGAGGAAGUCCCCGGCGCCAAGUCAUUAUACGAUGACAUCGUCUGGGCCCAUGCGCGAAGAAGCGGUCUCGUUCACAACAGCGGAACCUUCCUCCUCUUCCACCGCUACUACCUCCACACCUACGAAACGGAACUCUCCGCCUGCGGCUGGACCGCAGGGCUCCCCUACUGGGAAUGGGGCCUCGACAUAACCGGGCCCCAUCUCUCCCCCAUCUUUGACGGUUCCGACACAUCGUUAGGUGGUGACGGCGAGUUCAUCCCUAACCGCCCCCCUUUUUCAAUCCCUUGGAUCGACCCCCUCACACCGGAAAUCAUCAUCCCACCCGGGACGGGAGGUGGAUGCGUCAAGACAGGUCCGUUUGUCCAUCAUAAAGUCAGACUUGGGCCGUUCAACAUGACAGAGACGUUCCCUGUCGAGCCGGAGGAUGGGAGGGGGGAUAAUGAGAGGUGUUUGAUUAGGGAUUUGAACAAGGGGGGGAUUGAGAGGUGGGCGAGUUUUAGGAAUAGUACUGAGUUGAUUUUGGGGAGUGGAGAUAUCUUUGAGUUUCACGUCAAUGCUGUGAGUGCUUCUGACUGGAUUGAAAGGAAGGGGAUCCGAGAUGGUUGGAUAGGGUUUAUUGGAUUUGGCAGAUGUUGGAUUUGGAGAGUCGGAGACGUCUUUGGGACUGGCACGUGGCUCAACAUCCCGCCUAGUCCUAAUGUUACUGUGGAAGACAGCAUCGAUGUGUUGCCUCAUCAGCCGCCGAGGAAGUUGAAGGAGUUGAUGAGUACGGUUGCGGGAAGCCCGUUCUGUUUUGUCUAUGUGUAA